This is a messenger RNA of Dreissena polymorpha, 2288 nucleotides long. RefSeq lists its product as uncharacterized. The transcript has 2 exons. The record is from RefSeq and is a predicted model, not a curated record. NCBI's taxonomy places the organism in Eukaryota, Metazoa, Mollusca, Bivalvia, Myida, Dreissenidae. The coding region runs from base 95 to 1129 and encodes 344 amino acids.
UCAUCUUUCUAUUUCAAACAAUUAUCACAGCGGUUUUAACAUGAGAUGAUAUUUACAUCCACUAUCUAAUAAUCGUGUGUCUUGAUAAUAAACGAUGGAUAGUAACGAAUGUAAAACUCUGAAUUCAGUCAAACAGUGUGAUAUUUGUGACAUCUUUUGCCAUGACAUAUUAUACUGCAAUAAAUGUUUCCAAUGGAUGUGCAGAAAUUGUGCUCAUGUGCAUAAUAGGUUUCAACUUCUUAAAGAAGAUACUAUGACAACGUUUACUUGUAUGAGAAAUGAAGUUAGAAAUAAAGCCAGUGACGUACAGACAAUUAUUGAAAAAACUGAAUCGUGUGCGAGGGAUAAAGAAGAGGUUAUUAAUAGUAACGAAACGUCCGACUUUUGCAUUGAUCAAGUUUCCCUGUUUUCUGCAAGAAACGACUAUUCGAGCCCAAAUACCGAACCGAUAGUACAGAACAAAUGGUUUAGUACACCAGACUGUGUGCCUAAUAACAACCAACUAUACUCUACCCUAGCUAAGGACAGACUGGAUGCACCGUACGUAAGGUUAAGAUUACUUUCCGAGUCUGCAGACAUGGCUGAAAAUCAAGAAGACAAUAUAUAUUUUCAGGAUGAAGAUGUUAGCUUUGGCCACUCGGUUGAUCAACUAAAAAACAAUAGACCAUGCGGUGAUUACAGAUUGCGUAAAGCGAAUUCCUAUUACAACAAGUCAGAGAUGUCAUUUCACGAAAAUUCACGCAUAAACCAAGAUUCAAGAAAAGGAGAAACUUUGUCAAAUAUUUAUUCAGACAUCAACGACGUUACCUGCAUAUCUAUACAAGAGAGUCUUUUUGACGUUUCGGUGCUGCCCAGAUCUCUGGCAACGAAGAACAAACUCGUCGGAGAACGUGUAAUUGUAGUGGCACCAGGCAAGAUAAUCUUCUUAGAUAAAGACACUAAAGCGUAUAGAAUGACCUUUCCUUUGGAGUGGAUUCGCUGCUAUGGUCAUAAUGGGGAUAAAUUAUAUUUUGACGUUGGUAAAACCCAUGUUUUUAGAAAAGGAAAAAUAUUCAUACAGAGCAACCCACAAGCAAUAAUACAGAUACGUGAAUUAAUUCACAAACACUGUUAUACGAAGAAAACUUAAAGAACACGUGAAGCUUAAUUCAUCUCUCCCACACUUAGCAUUCAAAUGCGGUUCCCAUACAUUUAUCUGUUUGUAUGUAUUGUGUUGUUUAAAGUGAAUCUUGUCUUAUUUACACAAAUUGUCACUUGCCUUAUACAAACGUCUUUCGGAUUUUGACGAGAGUUUCUCACCUGAAGAAGCCAUUUUCUAUUUUAAAAGUUGACUUUAAAACAUGAGUUGGUUAGAUCUAUCCUUGAUACAAUCUCCUUUUGCACCAGAGCUGUUGUACAUGAACCUUUAUAAUCACAAAGCAAAAAUGUGUUUAAAAGCCUUUGUCCGCAUUUUUGUAUUCCUUUACAAAAACUUCUGCAUCAGAUGACAAUAUGACUCAAUAUUGUUAAACGGUAAAUUAAGACACUACAGAGUUCAUGUUAAAUGUACAAUCAAUGAAAAUACGCGAUAAAUAAUAUAUCGUCAUAGCGUAAUAGCGAAUCGAACGAUCUUAAAGAUAUGGUAUAAUAUGUUUUAUCCUUUAUGUUCAACUAUCUUACUCAGCAAAGUACGUUAUAAAAUGACAAAUCGUGCCAGGUCAUAUGUAUGUAGAUCAGUCUACAUUUGUGAAAUUGCAUACAGUGUAAAUGUCGCAAUACAAAACGUUAUGCUGAAUCAACAUUUUUUUGUAAAUAUUUGUUUACUUGGCAUUUAUGUAAUACCUAUGGGCAAGCAAUGAAAUAAUGAAGAAUCCAGAAAAAUACAAUACAAUUUUAGUUUGAAUCUAUUUUUGUUUUUUUUUCUGUUUUACUGUUACAGUGUUAAGAAGCUUAUCCAUUUAUGUUUUGUUCUAAAUAAUCAAGCUUUAAGCUAACGCUGUGUGCUAAAUAAAAAUAGUAAUAUAUACUUGUUCCACAUCACUAUUUUUAUUUAGCAUUGUCUGCGCAUAAAUUGUAUACAGAUUUGAAAUACUAUACUUUCGAUUGUUUGAAUCAAGUUACUGAGCAUGCUCUUAUGUUUCGUAUAGACAUGAAAGCUGUACAUACACUGUAAGACAGGACGACCAUUGCUUCUGAAAGUACUCUAUCUCUUUAAGAAAAAAAGACUGACAUCUUUGCUUAUGGCAUACAUUCAUCUGUACGAUUAGAGUGAUUGUGUUUCCAUACAUUUCAGUAAAUUAUUAUGCUUC